UAGUAGACACCAUAAAUGAGCAGAUGGAAAACCACACGACGGUGAGAGAGUUCAUUAUUCUGGGAUUAACAGAUAACCCCACACUAUGUGCCUUUUUCUUCAUCAUUUUUCUAGGAGUCUAUAUCGUGACCAUAGUGGGUAAUAUCAGUAUCAUCAUUUUAAUUCGCUGCAGCCCCCAGCUUCACACCCCAAUGUAUAUUUUUCUCAGCCACUUGGCUUUUGUGGAUCUCGGAUAUUCCACAUCAGUCACACCAGUCAUGCUAUUGAGUUUCUUACGAGAGAGAACUACUAUUUCAGUUACUGGCUGCAUAGUCCAGCUUGCCUCGGAUGUUGCCUUUGGGACGACAGAAUGCUUCCUGUUGGCCACCAUGGCCUAUGACCGUUAUGUGGCCAUCUGCUCUCCUCUGCUCUACUCCACGCAAAUGUCCCCGGUCGUCUGCUUUCUCCUGUUGGGGGCUUCUUACCUGGGAGGCUACCUGAAUGCUUCCUCAUUUACAGGUUGUUUGUUGAAUCUGUCCUUCUGUGGGCCAAAUAAAAUCAACCAUUUUUUCUGUGACCUCUUCCCACUCUUGAAGCUGUCUUGUGGCCAUGCUUAUAUUGCCGAGAUCUCUCCUGCCAUCUCUUCUGCGUCAGUCCUUAUAAGCACACUGUUCACCAUAAUAGUAUCCUACAGUUACAUCCUCCAUUCCAUUCUGAAUAUGCGCUCCACUGAAGGGAGGAAGAAGGCCUUCUCUACAUGUACUUCCCACCUCACUGCUGUCACUUUGUUUUAUGGAACAGUUUUGUUUGUUUAUGUGAUGCCCAAAUCAAGCUAUUCAGCUGAUCAGGUCAAAGUGGCAUCUGUAAUCUACACAGUGGUGGUCCCCAUGCUAAACCCCCUCAUCUAUAGCCUGAGGAACAAGGAGGUCAAAGGUGCCAUGAGGAAACUAACAGGCAAAAUGCACUGUUUUUUCUGA
Erinaceus europaeus (western European hedgehog) is the source of this 956-nucleotide messenger RNA. RefSeq names its product olfactory receptor 5P4-like. Gene Ontology annotation, cellular component: membrane. NCBI's taxonomy places the organism in Eukaryota, Metazoa, Chordata, Mammalia, Eulipotyphla, Erinaceidae. Bases 24 to 956 code for a protein of 310 amino acids. The record is from RefSeq and is a predicted model, not a curated record. The transcript has a single exon. Gene Ontology annotation, biological process: G protein-coupled receptor signaling pathway; sensory perception of smell. Gene Ontology annotation, molecular function: olfactory receptor activity; G protein-coupled receptor activity; odorant binding.